GGAACCUGGCACACAGGAAAGGGCAGGAAUGGCAGGCCCCGCGGCAGAGGUAACUGGAGCCAGCAGAGUUGGCUCCCUGGGCCGGUCACAAAAUUUGCAUGGAGAGAAUAAGGCUCCUCCAUGGCUUCCCCUCCCUUCCCACCCGGAGUCAUCCUGGGGCUGAGGCCUGACAGCAGGUGGAGGCAGCUUUUGUGUGUGUGUGUGUGUGUGUGCGCGCGCGUGUGUAUGAGUGGAGCCAUCUCACCAUGCCCCGUGCCUUCCUCGUCAGGAGUCGGCGUCCACAGCCACCUAACUGGGGCCACCUGCCUGACCAGCUUCGGGGAGACACCUAUGUCCCAGGUGGGCCCCUCACUGGGCCCGGAGGUGCGGGGUAGGGGAGACACAAAGUAUUACUCUGGCUUCUCUCCUCAGACUGCAACAGCCUUGGGGGGCCACCAGCACAUCAAUCUUCCAGCCUUGGGGAUCCUUGGAUAGCGCAUGCCACUCUCGCUGCCACUCCCAAGGGCCCUGGGACACUUGGCUGCCCACUCUGCCACAAGACCUUUCCACUGCAGCGCAUGCUGACUCGACACCUCAAGUGCCACAGUCCUGCACGCCGCCACGUGUGCCGCUGUUGUGGCAAGGGCUUUCACGAUGCCUUCGACCUCAAGCGCCACAUGAGGACUCACACUGGGAUCCGGCCAUUCCGCUGCAGGGCUUGUGGGAAAGCAUUUACACAACGCUGCUCACUUGAAGCGCAUCUUGCCAAGGUGCACGGGCAGCCAGCCAGCUAUGCUUAUCGUGAGCGCCGUGAGAAGCUGCAUGUAUGUGAGGACUGUGGCUUCACCAGCUCGCGGCCUGACACCUAUGCACAGCACUGCGCCCUGCACCGCUCUGCUUGA
Molecule: messenger RNA, 881 nt
Organism: Manis pentadactyla (Chinese pangolin)
Lineage: Eukaryota; Metazoa; Chordata; Mammalia; Pholidota; Manidae
Gene: OVOL3
Product: ovo like zinc finger 3
Exons: 3
Biological process (GO): regulation of transcription by RNA polymerase II; epidermal cell differentiation
Cellular component (GO): nucleus
Molecular function (GO): RNA polymerase II cis-regulatory region sequence-specific DNA binding; DNA-binding transcription factor activity, RNA polymerase II-specific
Source: RefSeq, a predicted model, not a curated record